GAGUUGUAAAUAUCAUUCAUUCAAUAAACCGAAUAUGAAUACGUUGUCGUUCCUAUUUUGUUGUUACAGAUGAAUACAUGGUUUUCAAAAUGAUUGAGUUACAAGUGUAAAAUAUCGAUAGUUUUAUUUGUAUAAAUGUGUUUGAAAAAUGAAAUGCGAAGGAAGCACUGAAGAGAACAUUGCACUUGCCAAAGUAUGCAUAAGUUAGUAACACAAUACACACUUUCAAAAAAGUCGAUCAAUCAAAUACCAGAAUACUGAAUUCAAAUAGGAGAUAUGGUAAUGAAUAAUUGUGCCCCCAAUAUAACAGAAUAUCACUCCCGAGGACACCUACAUAUAUCUUUGCGGAUACGCGAAUAUCAUCUUCUGUGUCAUUGGGACGCUUUUCAAUUUAUCGGUAAUUAUGGUAUACUCGCAAAAACACAUGACUACACCAAUGCGCACGAUAAUUGCACAUUUAGCAGCCACCCAAGUGCUCGCAAUUAUCGCAUAUAUGCCACAUUCUUUGCAAGAAUUGAUUCGAGCUCAUGAUAACCCAAUAAUCGAGCAACUGAGAACAGAAAUGUGGGAAAGGUGUUCAUUUUAUUCUUGGCAUUUGACAGCCACAUUCACCCAUAUAUCAUCAUUGCUUACCGUAAUACUAGGAAUUUGGCGGUAUAUGAGUAUCAUUUAUCCAUUGGAGGAACCCAGCUGGUGCAAAACGCGCACUACACGGAUCAUCAUCAUUGUAUGCUACAUUCUGGGUAUAAUGGCCUCUGUACCAGCCUUAUUGGGUACAAGUGUUGAAGAAGAAUCAUUUUGCCACCAUGGCAAAAAUAUAACGAUUCAUCGAUUUCGCCUUCGAAAUACAGAACACAAUUUUGCGUAUAGAGCUAAUUUUCUAUUUUAUGGAAUUUUGUUGAAAACCCUUCCAUCAGUCGUUCUGACUGUAAUUACUUCCAAACUGAUUCUAGCUUUGCAUCGAGCAAAACUUCGCCACGAACAACUGACCGGAUACAUUGUCCGAAAGGAUAAGCAAACAAUUCAGCUUACUAAAAUGUUCCUUAUUGUUUUGGUCCUGUUUUUGACGGGAGAGCUACCCCAUGGAAUAUUCUGUUCACUGACGGCGAUCUACGGCGUGGCAACGAAGAAUACAUUGAACUUGUCUAAAUAAUAAUACGUGGUUUCAAUUCGACAUUCAGAUCAACGCAAAUUACAUCGUCCCAUACUGCAUUCAUCUGAUCGCAUCGAGUACCCGACCACUCAUCAGCCCAGCGAUAAAAUAAGUCAAAUAUGAACUGCUCAGAAGAUGAAUUGCAAUAUUACUCAUACGGCGAUCAAUAUUUAUGCGGUUACACCAAUAUACUCACGUGUAUCAUAGGAGCAUUUUUCCACACAUCCAUCAUAGUGGUAUACACCAGAAAAAAUAUGAUAUCGUCCAUGAACACCGUUCUCGUACAUUCGUCAGCUGUAACUCUGCUCUCAACCAUCGUAUAUCUGCCCCAUUCAUGGCACGAAUUCAUUCGAGCAAAUUUGUACACAAUCGAAAAACACAGGCAAGAAUCCUGGGAAAUAAUUUCGCUCUAUUCGUGGCACUUGAACGCUGUUCUCUCCUACACUUCGACAGGGAUCGCCAUAAUGAUGGGUGUAUGGCGAUAUAUAGCUGUCAUUCAUCCAUUGAAAGAACGUUACUGGUGUAACAUGAGAAACACUCGGAUAGCAAUUGCUGCCUUGUAUGCGGUGGCUAUUGUGGCUCUUAUACCAGCUAUCAAUGAAAUGAAAAUUGUUGAGACGUAUAAAAUACUCGGGCUUGAUGGAUUUAUGGCCAAGAACUGUACAGCUGGCAAUCGAACGAAAAUUUACGAAAUGAAGAUCCAAAUUGAAGAUAACGAUUUCGCCUACUUCGUCACCUUUAUAUGGUAUGGUUUGUUGCUGAAAACGUUGCCAUCUAUUUUUCUCGGUGCCAUCAGUUUGAAACUGAUUUUAGCUCUACGUAAAGCGAAAAAUUUCCGUCAGCAAGUGACCAUUACAAGAUCUCAAAGUAAACCGAAUUCAAGAUCCUCGAAGACUACUCGUACUGAUCCCACUGAUCGCACCACAAAGAUGUUAUUGAUGAUAUUGGCGAUAUUCAUCAUCAGCGAACUUCCAGACGGUAUAUUCUGCACAUUGACUGCGUUCCGUGGUAAAGAGUUCUUCCACAAAUAUUAUUAUCCAUCGUGGGAACUAAUUACCACACUGGUUCAAGUUUGCGAUAAUUUAAAUUUCAUUGUGUUUUAUACGAUGAGUAAUCAGUUCCGAGUUACUUUCAAAGCUCUGUUUCGCAAAAGAAAUGGGGAUAUGUCUGAUUCUCCAGCCAAUACCUAAUGCCCCCUGAAUUUAAACAACGUUUACAUAAGAGUAGGUAGAUACUCGAUUGUUACCUAUUUACUUCAGCAAAAAAUCCAUUCCGUGUUGUUGAGCAUUAUAAUGAAAUUCCAUACCUAUUAUUGUAAUUUAAUUUUUGAUGAUUGUUACCUACUCAUCACAUGUACUUACCUAAUGAUACUUUCUUAUUUGUUAUCCUAAUUACCUAUCUCACAUCGUGAAUAAAAUAUAUCCAUUUUUCUUCAAGAAAAUCAUAUUUCGCUUUAAGAUACGUAUGUAAUACUGG
This is a messenger RNA of Planococcus citri (citrus mealybug), 2629 nucleotides long. Its product is annotated as sex peptide receptor-related protein 2-like. Gene Ontology annotation, biological process: G protein-coupled receptor signaling pathway. Bases 1273 to 2343 code for a protein of 356 amino acids. The transcript has 6 exons. The record is from RefSeq and is a predicted model, not a curated record. Gene Ontology annotation, molecular function: G protein-coupled peptide receptor activity. Lineage: Eukaryota; Metazoa; Arthropoda; Insecta; Hemiptera; Pseudococcidae. Gene Ontology annotation, cellular component: plasma membrane.